UGUUGUGGGUUCACCCCGUAGAGAAGGGGAGGACCGACGGCACACACAGCAGCAGAGAGUGCUGCAGUGCGAGCGCAGCAGGGGACUCGGAAGCGGAGAGAGAGAGAGAGAGAGAGCAAAAAAAUAUAUACACACACACACACACACAUACAAUCAUCAGCAGCCUUAUUGCCGAAACUUGGUCUAUGGAGAGAUCUGCAGCGGCACCGUAGCGACGAAGGCCGACAUGGAAGAGUAUUUGCGGAGGGUCCAGAGCAGACUCGGGGCAGAUGCAUCAGAUGAUUCCAUCCAUGCUGUUGUAGGCGGACCAGAGGCAGAUGUUGACACUGUGGCCGCAACACUGUGCUUAGCACUACACCUCAGCCAGAGGGAGCCGGCAGGUGGAGUGUGUGUGCCGGUGCUGUGCGGCCGGCGAUGUGAUGCUGUGUUGCCCGCGGAGACGGUGAGGUAUCUGCAGAGUGUGAAAAUUUGUGAGAGCUUGCUGCUGUGGAAGGAGGAUGUAGAUCUGGUGAAACUUCAUCACACCAGAAAACUCUCUCUCACACUGCUAAGAGAUGGACUGUUAGACAGCUCUGAGUACCACACUCUGGAGUCCUGCAUCCUGCGAGUGGUCCAUCACGACGGGCAGCAGGACGCAGAGGAUUAUGGGGCAUCGUCCGCAGUGACGACAGUCGCCAGAGAGAUUCUUCAAGAGGCAGCAGAGCACAUCGGAGCAGCGCUGAGGGAGACUCUCGGAGAGGCUUUACGGCUACAAAGUGAAGCUCAGUGUAUCAAACAUGGCCGUCAGUCAGUACAACUGGAGGCACUCAUGAGAUCCUUGGAGCAAUUGAGUGAUGUCACUGCGAGUCAACAGGAUGCGGCGAAGCUACAAGACUUGGAGCAGCUGCUGUCCAAGGAGCUGAAAGAGUUUUCGGACGGAGAGAUGACCAUAGCGCUAACCUCAGUGACCUCAGACGAGGAGGACUGGCAUGGUUAUGUGGACAGGCUGAAAUCAUUCAGUCAUCGCCAUGGCUACGAUGGUCUGAUGGUUCUCUUGUCCAUCAGUGAUACAGUUCAUCAUCCUCGCCAGCAGGUGGCUGUCUACACGAGCAACGCUGAUAUCCUAAACCAGAUCUGCUGUGAGUUGGAAGAGUCUUCCAGCUUGUCUCUUUCUGGUGAAUUGGAGCCCAGGGAGUGUCUCCAGGUCUACCACAUCACUAUAAACACCCCCUUAUCCUCUGAUACUUCUCUGCUGUGGGAAGAGAUUCAGGGCUUCCUCAAGGAGUUUGUUGAUCGGCGAAGCUCUAUGCUGGCCUGUCACCCCAGCAGUAGGACCUCUUCCACGGAGGGAGUGGCAGGCAGUGUUGAGUUCUCCCAGGGAUCAUCUGGAAUCAAUGACAUGUAUGGUUCUGAUAUAGAGAGAGUCGAAGGAGGCUGUGGAGAUGCGGUGCCCAUAGCACGGGUGAUGGCAGAUGAAGAGGACACAGGAGGUGUAGGAGUUGGUGCAGGUGGGGAGCUAGUGAGCCCUGACAGCGGCAUGACCACAAUCCGCAGCAGCCGCUCCUCCAAGGAGAGUUCAGUGUUUCUUAGCGAUGACAGCCCUGUUGGUGAAGUUGUAGCAGGUGGGGGGUCAGCAGCAGGGCCUGGAGGACUCUUCCUGAGAAACCCCUCUCCCCUGGGGUUGUUAUCUCUCUCCCCUCCUGUCCCACCGGAGAGGAGGAGGAACCGCUCUAGCAGGAAUAGGAGUGAGAACUUUGACCUGUUUAGUUUUGACCCACUACAUAGCAGUGACCACUCUCUGCCAGCAGGCGGGGAAUCUACAAAUUCUGGAGGAAGAGGAGAUGAGGAAGUAAAAAGAGCAGGAAGCUCAAGCCUAUCAGAAUAUGAAGAACUGAGCUUGAUGGAUUUCUCUGCUCCCAGUUCAUUGGCAAAUUUUUCAGUAGACCACCAUGGUCAAAUCCAUGGGAAUGAGAUGAUUGAUACUGUGGUUCCUCCAACCCCAGUCAACAGCCUGGUAGGUAGUCGCCCACCCAGCAGAUGUGGGGUCAGGUUCUUCCCAGAAGAUGUAGUUGAAAGGAUCAAUGGCCUACAGCACAAGGACAGUGUGUCAUCGUCCUUGUCGGAAACCUGGGAUGAACUUGGCUUUGACACACAAGGAGCAUUGUCCUCAAGUGAUAAUAAUGCCUGGAAUAGGACCAGAGGAUCUGAGAGUCCACAGAAUAUUUUGGAGGAAGUUGUAGGCAAAGAGUCAAUUGGUGACACAGCAGAAAGAGAAAAGAUCUUAAAGUCAGAGAACUCCCACCACAGGGGAAUGGGCCUUGAACCACAGCUUAGCCUGAUCACCGAGCAGACUGAAUCAUAUGACAACUGGAACCCAGAUUCUCUAUUGAAGGAUCAAUGGAACCUUGUUACUUUGGCGGAUCUGCAAUUGACACCACCAGAGGAGGAAGUAUUUGGAAAAUGCAAAGCUGGUAUCAUAGCAGUGCAAGAAAAAACAUCCUCAUUGUCAAAAAAGAAAGUAAUCCUAAACACUCUAACACCAGACACAUCUAAAGAAGAGGACGAAGGGGUACAGGGGAAAAAAGGAGACAGACAGAUGGAGCUUCUAGACUUCUGGACCUACUCAGCACAGAAGGGAUUUCUUAAGUCUGAUAGUGGAACCACCACGUCUUACCCUGAAUCACUAGAUAUGUGGAAUAUGACAAUCCGGGAUGACAGUCUAUCACCUCUCACGACCCCUGAAAACUUGUCUGAAAACUCAGGUUCUUUCUAUGGAUUGAACCCCAGUGUUAAGGGUGGUGCCUCUGUGGAAAGUCCACUAGGAUUCUCUGAUGGUGGAAUGGAGAUGUGGAACACCACCAUUCAAGAAGACAGCUCUUCCACAAUAACAAGCCCCGAAGCGCCAGAAAAUGGAAGGGACCUUAGUUACAUGGGAUCACUGGAAGCCAGUGAUAUUCCUGAGACAAACGCGACCAAACAGACAGAAGAAGUAAAAGCUAUAGAGGAGAAAAGUGUGAAUAAAGUACUGAGUCAGACACCUGGGGAAGUAGAGUGGAAAGGUAAUGAACACCAUGUGAAAAUAGUCAUAGAGGCUGCAGAGGGUAGAUCACAGAGUAAAGAAACAGAUGACAAUGACAUCCAGAGUGCUCAGAGUCAAAUGUCUGUCAUGCAGAAUUUUGUAUCUGAACUUCAAAAAGAACAGACAGUACCAGACCAAGGUAGUGACAUGUGGGACCUACCUGUCCCUGGCAUGGUCACCUCCACCUCAGAAUAUGACAAUGUUGGAGCUGGCACUUGGAGCCUGACAUCCUCCCCCGAGACCUAUGCUAGUCCAGUAGUAGACAUGAUACAGCUAGAAGAGCAGUCCAGCCCUUUUAUAGCUGUGACCAAGCCUACUCAGAUAGAUGAGGGACAUGAUCAACACCAGAGGGCUGAUUCUCUAGGAGAACACAGAGUAGUACUUUCAGAUAAAGAACAGCCAGAUGACCAAGUGUUCAUAUUUGAGAGACCUAGUGAGUUGAGUGACAUGACCAGAAGUGGAGGGAGUUCAAUUGAGAGUAAGUACGACAACAAAACUGCAGAGGGAUUAGAGGAGGCUGACUGGAUAGAGCAACCAAGUGAUCAUUCCCCAUUUAUUCUGGUGGACAAUUCCUCUGUCACUCAGCAAAUUUCAGCCAAUCAUCAAUCAAGUUCAGGAGAAGCUGCUGAGACUCAAAUCCAGACUGACCAAUCAUUGUCCCCAAGCCUUAUGAACUGGGAUAGUCUUGUUUCCCAGAAACACGAUGGCCCCAAAUCAACUUCAGUCAGAAUGGCCCACAAUGAUGAUGGGCCUAUUAUUGAAAGCCAAAGGGGUCCUGACAAUGAGAGCAAUGGAAAUGUGGAAGGUAAAACAACUGAGACCAUGUCACUGAGUUCCAGCUCUGGGGGGGAGAGAGACACAACGAAGCAUAGCCCAGACAGUCUUCUCCCAGGCAGUCAAGAUGACCUCAGGUCCAAUUCAGAUGGAGAUUCAUCAUCAGGCCUUGAAAUGGAAAACAUCAUUGUAUCUGGCACAGUAAAGGAAGCUGACAGAGAGUGGCAUUAUAGGCCUAAAGAGGGUGACAAGCAAUCAAAAGGAACAAGGAAGUCCCUGGAAACAUUUAGCAUGCUUUCUUAUGCUGCCACAGUACUGCAAAUCCAGGCCCAAGCUGCACAUAGAGAGCAUCAGGAGAACACAGAACAAAGCAGGCAAAACCAAAUGUCUAGAGAUACUGAGGGUACACUCAGUGCAGAUGUCCAGCAAAAUCAAGCUGUCUUUGAAAGCACUAACAAACACAUCACAGAACAGACAUACUCAAAAACAGGAGCAUUGCAUCAGUCCAGCUCUGAUGAGUCAGCCCUCGAUGCUUGCAGUGCCUCUCAACGUUUCACAGACAGCACGCAUCCCCAAGAAAAUGCUAGUAAUGCCACUGAAAUAUUCAGUCCAAGCCAAUCAAAAACUAUCUCUCAAGUUUUUCAUCAGUCAGAUUCAAGACCGACAGUUUGCAGUCCAACACCGAUAGAAGAAGGAAACUAUGAUGAUAAAUCAAGCAUCAUGGCCAGAAGUGUGUCUCCAUCAUUAAGAUAUCCAUCAGAUCACUUCCUGAAAACCAGAGAAGAAGUUUAUGUCCAUUCACAAAUCUCAAUGGAAGAUUCAGAUGAGGGUGGGCAGUCGCCCUCUUCAGCUCCAUCAUGUCCUACUUCUUUGGGCAACUUACAAGUCUGGGGGGGUCAGUUAGCAAGACAGGACACACCUCAAUCCACAUCUGAACCACAAUCCCCCGCACUUACCAACAGCUCUGUCUCCCACACCAGCUCUUUGGUUGGCACACCAUUAAGUGAGUCAGGUAUUUCCACUGACAGAGGACUUGGAUUACCUUUUUCUGGAGAUUUAAUGGAAGAGGAGAAUGGUGAGGAAGAGCAGGAAGAGGAAAUUGAUGUAGAGCUCACUACCCUGCCAAAAUGGACUUCACAAGUCCAAACUGAGAAGGAAGAAAGACCACAGCUGGGUUCUUCUGAUCUGUUGAGUUUCACUGAGGAGCUGAUUGGAGGUUGUUCAUUUCAACAAACAGAUUUACAGACACUUGAACCAAAGGGCGGCAGGUUCCUACAGAAUACACUGGAUUACUAUGAUGGACAACCUAUAAGGACUGUUGAUUGUGAUACAUGGUCUGCUGAACAACACACUGGAGGCCAUGGAGCUUCUCAAGAAAGCCAUUCACCUAUUUUAAGCUGGAGCCCCACCACAGCUAAUGGAAACAGCUCCCUUAGCUCUCUUACAAGAAGACACCAAGAAGUGACAUCACAACUUUUGUCCCAGACAACCGAUGAGAAUGCUGCAUACCAGUGGACAGGAAGUCAGAAUGUAACUCAGGGUCAAACCCAAUAUGGCUACAAUUACCACCACAUUGACCAAAGAACUGAAAACCAGAGCGCCUCUGCAGCCUGCGCAGAUACCAAAUCUAACAGCCAGGAGAAUACCACAGAUGUCUAUGCUGAGUUUACAACUGAUGCCACAACUGUACAAUAUAGAGCUGACCAGGCUGAGAGCUAUUAUGAACCUGGAGAUAUUGCCGAGUACAGCUCGGAAGAUCCAGGUUCCACAUUCCAGUACAUAGCCGAAAGCCAAUACGGAGGUGACUCUACCUCCACGCGUGCUUCUGAAGUCCAGUGCUCUCAGUAUCAAGCUGAUGGCCAGAGCCAGUAUGAGACAGACCAAGGGCAGUACCAGUUUGAUGGGCAGCUAUUCUACCAAUCAAAUAUCCACGCUGAGAGGGAAGAUCAUGCGCGGUAUGUGCCAGAGGAAUACGUCCACUUUCUCCUCUCAAGCAGGCACUCCCAACAAGGAGACAGCGCAGCAGGGAUGAUGAUGAAGAUGGCCUCCAGUGAGGAAGCUGAGGAGAUGGAAAACAGAGAAGAUCUGUCAAUCGGGUCCAAUCAAAGGAGGAAGUUAGUAGCUCCACCAAUGAACGUGUCACUGGACCCUAGUGAAGGGUCCCUUCUCUCAGAGGAUGCCCUGGAUACAGAGGACGAGGCUUUGGAUACCGGGGAUGACCUGGAUCUGAAUAUUGAUGAGGUGGACACAUCUGAUGAGGCCGACUCAAGGGAGUUCAACAGACACGGGGACUCAGAUGAGUCUAAUCUUGGAGCAGGAGCCGCAUUAAGUGAAGCUGUUGCAGGACACAGAGCGGCUGAGGAGGGCAGGGAGAGCAGACUGUGGAGGAGCGUGGUGAUUGGAGAGCAGGAGCAUCGCAUUGAUAUGAAGUGCAUUGAGCCUUACAGAAGAGUCAUCUCUCAUGGAGGUUAUUAUGCUGAACAGAAUGCCAUCAUCGUGUUUGCAGCUUGCUUUCUACCAGACAGCGACUGUGACAAUUACAACUAUGUAAUGGAAAACCUUUUUCUAUAUGUAAUUAGUACCCUGGAACUUAUGGUGGCAGAAGAUUACAUGAUCGUCUACCUGAAUGGUGCCACACCUCGCAGGAGAAUGCCUGGCUUUACCUGGAUGAAAAAGUGCUACCAAAUGAUUGAUAGAAGACUGAAGAAAAACCUUAAAAUGUUCAUCAUCGUCCAUCCUUCCUGGUUCAUACGGACAUUGCUGGGAAUCACCAGACCCUUCAUAAGCUCCAAGUUCAGCAGUAAGAUUAAGUAUGUGAAUAGUCUGCGGGAGCUUGGAGAAAUCAUCCCAAUGGAGUAUGUCCACAUUCCACCCAGCAUUGUCAAACUGGAUACAGAAUUGCAGGACACAGCAGCUAAAGCCGACAGGAAGGGGAACUCAGCUGUUUGACGAGAUACCUGGCUGCUGCCUAUCUUCUCCUUGCAUUAUGCUGUACUCUACAGCAGCAUAUAUGAAAAAAAGCCUGUAGCAUGAUGUGUACGGCACAUAGUUGUUACACCAACAACUAGCAAUGGGUUAGACAGCAAGACGCUGUGGUACAAGACACCCAGCAACUGCUCAUUCAUUGAGGAAAGUACUAACCUGUGGGUGUUGAACAUCGUAGUUUAUUUACAGUGCAGAGACCGGCACUGUGCUGAAGGGAAGAUGCUUUAUUGUGUACUAUUGUACUUUACACAGUACUUGAUUGUGUUCUCCAUUCUGUAGCUUUUGUUUUGUUUGGCUCUGAUUCAUGUUUGAAUGACUUUGGAGGAUUUAUUAAUUGGCUUUGUUACAUCCCUGUACUAAUCCCUGUCAUUUGCUAGCUGUACCUUUUGUAGCCCAUGGUAUUAAGUGUGAAUUAUCUGAAGCCGUAACGAGGCUUGUGACUCUUUCACCAAAUAACCAAAUACACGUCAACAGUUGUAUUACUUCCCAUCUUACAAAUAAACAUUUGUGAACCCUGAACAACUUGUAUGUUACUGAAGCUCUACCAACAGACUGUGAUGUUAAGGGUGUUGUGGAUAUUUUGAGCGAUGGUCAGCAGUGGAGAAAGGCGCACACAAGACUUUUGACGUCUUAAUGCUGAAAAUGUUUAUUGAAAGCACUUGGCCAAGUGGAGAACCAAAAACAGUAAACACCGGAGUGUUUUGCUCCGAUGCUGUCUCUUUCUG
This is a messenger RNA of Thunnus maccoyii (southern bluefin tuna), 7542 nucleotides long. RefSeq lists its product as uncharacterized. NCBI's taxonomy places the organism in Eukaryota, Metazoa, Chordata, Actinopteri, Scombriformes, Scombridae. The record is from RefSeq and is a predicted model, not a curated record. The transcript has 20 exons. The coding region runs from base 227 to 6781 and encodes 2184 amino acids. Gene Ontology annotation, cellular component: cytoplasm. Gene Ontology annotation, molecular function: exopolyphosphatase activity.